AUGAGCGAAACACAUUGUGUUUUUAUUACAUUGNGCUUGUACUCACCUGAGAGAGGGGGAUUCUUUAGUCUUCCACUAAGUGACAUUGGUCGCGGUUCUGGGUUCUGCAAUUCGUGUAAGAUAAGGGAGCAUAAAGAGGAGAGGUCUGCAAUUAAACUAAAUGUUUCAAAGACAGGCUUUUUCUCCAAUGGGAUUGAGUAUUCUGCUGAGGAUUUCGUCUAUGUCAACCCUGACUCAAUAGAUGGAUUGAAGGAGGAUAGCAGAACUGUUUUUAAGUCUGGGCGGAACAUUUCGUCUAUGUUCCUAGUCAGUCCUCUAGCAUCAGGGGUUUCCGGAUAGCUAUGAGUUCUCAGGGAACAUUAUACACAAGCAUAGGCAUAUUGGGAAUGCAGUUCCUCCACCAUUGGCGUUUGCUCUUGGUCGUAAGCUCAAAGAAGUCUCUUCAACAACAACCCUAAAUGAGAUUUAGAUUUGGCAUGUCCUUUUUAAUUACAGUAGUCAUUAUGAUCCUUCUCUUAAAUGAAACUCAGUUAUUGGUGCUGGUACUUUUAUAUAAAGAAAAAAGCCU
Molecule: messenger RNA, 568 nt
Organism: Camelina sativa (false flax)
Lineage: Eukaryota; Viridiplantae; Streptophyta; Magnoliopsida; Brassicales; Brassicaceae
Source: RefSeq, a predicted model, not a curated record